This is a messenger RNA of Iphiclides podalirius (scarce swallowtail), 303 nucleotides long. The record is from the annotation of a GenBank genome assembly. Lineage: Eukaryota; Metazoa; Arthropoda; Insecta; Lepidoptera; Papilionidae.
AUGGCAAUGCUUACGAUCCAAUGCGACGUUCCGAGAAAGCCAUUUUUCCUUGAACCGUUUGCACGCAGAGAAGCCGACAACCUUGAGCGUUUGAUGGUUAGGGGGAAAAUAGAGGGUAAAAGACCUAGAGGCCGUAAUCCUAACCAGAAUGGCCUACCGGACCCGGCGAUUGCAGGCGGGCGAAAUCACACCGGGAAUUGCAACUGCAUCGCAAUCGCGCUACGAAUGAGUAAAACAAGGCCGCCCUCAACCCCUUUGGGCGGAAUCCCUCCGCAGCCUCCCCACGCCACACCCUUCGAAAUA